Linum tenue is the source of this 696-nucleotide messenger RNA. The record is from the annotation of a GenBank genome assembly. NCBI's taxonomy places the organism in Eukaryota, Viridiplantae, Streptophyta, Magnoliopsida, Malpighiales, Linaceae.
UUGCUCCCCGUAUGGGCAACCUUCGUACCCUUCCAACUUGCCGUGUCCCAGCUCCGAAGCUACGUAGCUGUCCAGGCUCUACAGUCCAACACCAGACUGUUCGAGACAAACUUCAAAAUCCCUGCGUCGUUCCAUGAUGUCUUCUUCAAGCUUGUUGCGGCGAUGUGGAUCCCGAUCUACGCCAAAUUCCUCAUCCCGAUAGCUCAGAGGAUCAGUGGAAGAGAAGGAGGGAUCACGGUGCUUCAAAGGGUUGGGACUGGGUUGUUCCUUGGGGUUGUAUCAUUGGUCAUGGCUGGAUUGGUUGAAGAGAGGAGGAGGAUGGUCUCAUCCAUGGCAAGCCUGUGGUUGGUUCCUCAUAUCACGGUGGCUGGAGUUGCCGACAAGAUGGCACUAGUUGGACUGGUGAUCUUCAGCCAACAGGAGUUUCCAGAGAGAAUGAGAGGUGUUGCUUGGUGGGUGCCGCUCUUCCUUGCUCGAGGGAUGGGAUAUUCCUUGGCUGGGAUUUUGGUUUCAUUGGUUCACAUAGUCGGGUACUGGCUUCCUGAUGAUCAAAACCAAGGCAAGCUAGACUCCUACUUCUUCUUCAUUGCUGGGAUAUUGAUCAUCAACUUUGUGUGUUUCCUAUACUCUGCUAAAAAAUACGAGUACCGAUGCCAAUUUGAAGUUAAGCAGGAAGAAGCAACUGAUGAGCCAUAG